AUGGUGAAGGCAUUCUUUGUGGGGCAAGAACUACCAAGAUUCAUCACUCAUACAAAUCUGAUUCUUAUCCCUAAGAAAGAGCAGGUACAAAGUUUCUCAGACUUGAAACGAAUCAGUCUCAACAAUUUUACAAACAAGAUCAUCUCAAGGGUACUGCAUGAAAGAUUAGUAAAACUGCUGCCAGGUUUGAUUUCUGAGAAUCAAUCAGGUUUUGUGAAGGGAAAGAGUAUCAUGGAGAAUGUACUACUCACACAGGAUAUUGUCAGAGAUAUAAACAAGAGAACCAAAACAGCAAAUAUAGUGGCUACUAUCAAACAACUGGUAUCCAGUUCUCUUGAAUGGGAAAGUACAUGGAUUUAUCAAGUCAUCAAGGGGAGUUUUAAACAAGGUUAUCCUCUAUCCCCUACUCUCUUCAUUCUAGCUGUUGAGGCCUUAUCAAGGGGACUAAAUGCUUUGUAUAAAAAGCCAAGGUUUGUGGAGUAUGGUAUGCCCAAAUGGAGUCCAAGAAUUAAUCAUCUAUCAUAUGCUGAUGACACAAUUCUCUUUGUCUCUGCUGACCAAUACUCAGUAACACUGAUGAUGAGAGUGUUAAAUAGAUAUGAGAAAGUAUCAAGACAGUUGGUGAAUUUGAAUAAGAGUGCCUUCUAUGUUCAUGAAAAGGUGCAGAGUGGCUUGGUUUCAAGGCUGAAACAAACCACAGGAAUUAGGCAAGGCCUCUUUCUAUUCACUUAUCUUGGAUGCCUAAUAUUCUACAGUAGGAACAAAAUUUCACAUUAUGAUACAGUUGUGAAAAAGAUUACCAAAAGGGUGAAUGCAUGGCAAGAGAGACUACUGUCAUAUGGAGGAAGAGCAACGCUAAUAUCUCAUUCAAACACUGGUGACAAGAAAGGGGUACAUUGGGUCAAAUGGGAGACACUGUCAUUGCCUAAGGAUGAAGAUGGACUGGGGUUUAGAUCAUUAUUUGAAGUUUCAAAUACCCUUUUCUAUAAACUAUGGCGGAACCUCAGAACAAAGCCUUCAUUGUGGAGUUCUUUCAUGAUAAACAAAUACUACAAAAAGCUUCACCCUGUGAUUGCACAAGCUAAAGGGGCAUUCCCUAUCUGGAGAAAAUUGGUAAUAGUAAGGGAAUUGGUGGAGCAUCAAAUAUGGUGGCAAGUGAAGAAAGGGGAUUCUAGCCUCUGGUAUUCAACUGGUGGGAUAGCAUAUUCCAUAUAUGCUAUCAAAGUGGUGAACAAAGAGUUGCAGACUCAUCCUGAAGCCUAUAAUUCAUGCAAUCCCUACAAUCAUAAUCUGGAGCCUAUGGAAAAGAAGAAACACCAUUAA
Molecule: messenger RNA, 1323 nt
Organism: Lycium barbarum (goji berry)
Lineage: Eukaryota; Viridiplantae; Streptophyta; Magnoliopsida; Solanales; Solanaceae
Exons: 4
Coding region: 1-1323 (440 amino acids)
Source: RefSeq, a predicted model, not a curated record